Mytilus californianus (California mussel) is the source of this 3076-nucleotide messenger RNA. RefSeq lists its product as uncharacterized. The coding region runs from base 95 to 1000 and encodes 301 amino acids. The transcript has 5 exons. NCBI's taxonomy places the organism in Eukaryota, Metazoa, Mollusca, Bivalvia, Mytilida, Mytilidae. The record is from RefSeq and is a predicted model, not a curated record.
GGGAUCAUGUGAUUUUAACAAGUUGUUUCAUUUGCAUUUUAUCUCAACCACUAUAGAAAAAGUAAAUGCCAUCACAUCUAACCUAAAAAGAAUUAUGCGAUAUGCAAAAAGAGUUGCAAUAGAUGAGAAAAUGGUAGAACUUGGAAUACAAUUAAAUUAUGCAUCCUUCCAGAUAUGGUUAUCAAUUGAUUUUACAGAAGAAGAAAGAAGGAAGGCUGAUCUUUGUUGGGAAGCUUGUCGCUACAUAACUUCUGCUCUCUGUAAACAUGUAAAUAAAGAAUCCAAAAGGGGAAAGUAUACUAUUCCACUGGACUGGUCAGCAGAAUAUGAAAAAUUCCAAAAACCAUACAACGAAAAGAGUGGUCAUGACAUCAAAAUAUUUUUCAAAGACCUUUUAGAUUAUUAUAGUAAAAGAGACCAAGGAAAUUGGAUACCUCAGGAAUUCAAAUCAUACAUUAAAGCAUGUGAAGCUUGGAUCAAAGAUACCAAAAAGCAGGAAGAUCUGCUUGAGGAGUAUGUUCUUCAUCAUGAUUUAACUAUUAUAAAGGAAAACCUGAGUCUUCUGCAAUCUGAUUGUUCUCUUUGUAAUGUCACAUCAAUGUUGGAAGAGAAAGGCAUUUACUUGUUGAGUGAUAACUGCAGAACAUUGAGUUUACAGUCAGAUCCUACUUCCACUUCAAGGAAAAGAAAAAACCAAGACUCAGAGACCACUGAAAAAACAAAAAAUGUGAAGAUGCCAAGAAAUAAUGAUGGGAUUUCUGAAUUGGAAACUGCACAAAAAUACAGGGCUGUCCAAAAGGCUACAGAUGCAAAGGUUUCACCUAAAGAAAAAAAGUUGAGGACAGAAAUGGAAAUAUGGAUAAAAAUUACAUUGAAUGGAGAACCAAUCAAGGUAAAAACUCAUGGCUAUAAACCUGACUUUUCUACAUUCAAAGAGGUACAAUAUGAAGAUGCACAGAAAAAAACAAGAACAUGCAAGUUUAGAAGAAACAAAAGAUGAGUACCAGCAUGAAAAUGUGAUGCUAAAUGAAAAUUUAGACGAUGAACCAGAGGAAAAAACCAACAAUGACAUACUUAAUCCCACUGGUAUAACAAAAGAAAAUAAUGACUGUGAAUAUACCAUUGAGAAUUUUGCCACUUGUGAUAAAUCUGAAAUUUUUGUAAGUGAAAUACCAGAACUAGAGGAAUAUACUGAGAUUUCUACUAUCAAACCAGUUAAUGCUUCAGAUGAUGAAUCUAUCCAUAACCCAUUGCCUGGUUCCUAUAAAAAUGAAUGUAUUCAGAAGAGCAGACAUUCAACAAAGUGUCCAGUGGAAAGUGAAUUGGGUACAGAUAUGAAGAUAUCAGGCACAUAUCAGUCAUCUGAGAUAAAUCAACAUUACAACUGCAGUUCACCAGAAAUGACUACUGGUAUAUUAUCUCCAGAUGCCCAUAUCAAACAGGCUGUGACAGAAGAAAACUCAUCAAAUACAGCAUCUAAUAACAAUAACAUGAACACUGAAUACCAUGAUGACAAAAUGUUUGAGGACAUCCCAUUGAACAAUGAUGAUUUACAGUCUCUGUUGUCUAUCUUUGACAAUGGAAACAUUAUGAACAGUGAUUCAACCAAUGAUUUAAUGGAUAGCAUCUUACCCAACACAGACAUGGUGACCAGAGGGAGAAGAAGUUCUAUGAAUGGACAAUCAUAUAAUGAUGACGAUAAUCUUAUCACAGAUCAACCUUUUGACUUCUCAGAUAUAGACUUUUUAUAUUUUGAAAAUUACAAACUAUAUAUAAAAGAGCUUAUUCAUUUAUUAUUUUGUUGGUGUCAAUUUUGUGGUUGGAGAAAUAUUUGCUUUUUAAUUAAAUUUAGUUUUUUUAUUAUAAGUUCCUAUCAAGUAACUUAAAAUUUGUACUUAGUCAGAUAUCGUAAUUCUGGUUUCUCCAAAAUCCCUUAUAUAUUUAAGAAAGGCAUCAAACAAAUCCACAGUAUCUGAAACUUGUGAAAUUUUGCAACCUCCUGCUAUCCUAUGUUUCAUUACAUUUUUAUAUGUCUAAAUUGCCACAUAAGUGUUCUGUACUUCAUUUGUCUACUCUAGUUGAGCUGAUUUUUUUACCUAGUCAUUAAUUAAAGAAGAUUUUAAAAUCAAGUAAAUGAUCAUGAUCUCAGAACAAAAAUGUCUCUUGACUUAUAACCAGCUCCUGCUAUCCUAUGUUUCAUUACAUUUUUAUAUGUCUAAAUUGCAACAUAAGUGUUCUGUACUUCAUUUGUCUACUCUAGUUGAGCUGAUUUUUUUACCUAGUCAUUAAUUAAAGAAGAUUUUAAAAUCAAGUAAAUGAUCAUGAUCUCAGAACAAAAAUGUCUCUUGACUUAUAACCAGCUUAUAUCUUUAUUUUUAACAUGUAUAAUCCAAUAAUACAAUAUCCGUAUACAUUGACCCCUUUGGUAAAAUCAUUCCAAAUAGUCUCCAAUGAAGCACCUAGAGGAUAUGUAUAACAAAAUUCCCAUAGGGGCCAGUGGGUAUAGGUAUUUUUGUUCCCUGUUGUAGAUUGUACAUAUGUUGCAUUGUUUUAUAUUAUAUUGAUUUCUUCUUUAAGUGGUUAAAAUUUUCCUCCAUCUUUAUUUUGCUGCAAUAAUUUUUAAGAUUAAAGAAGACUUUGUCUCAAUAUGUCUCCAUACUUAAGGGUCAUUUAAUGUAUAAUUUUCAGGAUUUUAGACAAGAACUACAUGUAGUAGCCAGUUUACACUGAUCAGGUAGUUGAUACUACUGAAGGAUAUUUAAUUUAUCCAAAAUAUUCAUUGGUUUUGUAUUUUUAAAAUAUUUAAUAUUCAUAUAUUUUGUUAUUUUUUGUGUUGUAUGCUUUUAAGACAUUUGUUUUAUCUAUUUUUAUAAGGAAUUGUAUCUAUGAUAUAUUUGGACAUUUUAUAAGGGUUUGCUUGGCCGUAAAAACAGAGUGUUCAAACUAUUUUUACAGAAAUGUUUCAUAUUCCUUAUUCAGUGCUCAUAUCUAUCUGAAAAUAAGACCUAUAAAAUAUUCAAUAAGUUUUUACCUAGUAAUAAUAAGUACACCUUUCAUCAUCAAAACUUACUUUUCU